AAUUAAAACAGAUAACACAACUGUUAUUACAGAUAACAAAUGUUAUUGCGAAAUUUAGAUUACAGAUGUACGACAUAACGACAGUGACACAUUUAUAUUUGAUACUGUGUUAACAUAGCUUGGAUUUUGCAUAUAAAGUGUUUGAAUUUUGUUAAUAUUUCGAAAACGCACACAACCCUAGGAAGUAACAGGAGAAUUUAGAUUGAAAAUUCUAUUAACAUUGUCCUUCUUUUAAAGGGAUUUAAAGAAAGGGUUUUGUAGAAAUUAAUAUAUCAUUGAAAUAUACAUCGGAGGUAUUAGUCGUAAUAGAUCCAUAAUGAAGUUUCUUUUGCUUGUAUAUCUGGCUUCGGCGUUUUGUUUCUGCAACGUGGGAGCUCUUUUGACUUAUUAUAUGGACAAUUACUGUAAUGGUACUUUGGACAUAUCGUAUCUAGAUGCAGUGCGGCUGAAACUUACACAUAGAAGUGCUUAUAAAUCAAAUAUGAAUUGUAACCUGCUGAUAACAUCAAUGAAAUCAUUGGAUAGGUUCAUGCUUUAUUUCAAGGAUUUUGAUAUUGAAAGUAACAUGGGGUGUACACAUGAUUGGCUAGAAGUACAUGAUGGCAACAGCAUUUAUUCUCCAUAUGUGUCAGGUAUGGACUUUGGUUAAUUCACACGACAGGUAUAUUUAUCUC
Mercenaria mercenaria is the source of this 674-nucleotide messenger RNA. Its product is annotated as astacin-like metalloendopeptidase. The record is from RefSeq and is a predicted model, not a curated record. Bases 317 to 649 code for a protein of 110 amino acids. The transcript has 3 exons. NCBI's taxonomy places the organism in Eukaryota, Metazoa, Mollusca, Bivalvia, Venerida, Veneridae.